Dalotia coriaria is the source of this 1584-nucleotide messenger RNA. RefSeq lists its product as uncharacterized. The record is from RefSeq and is a predicted model, not a curated record. NCBI's taxonomy places the organism in Eukaryota, Metazoa, Arthropoda, Insecta, Coleoptera, Staphylinidae. Bases 171 to 1457 code for a protein of 428 amino acids. The transcript has 9 exons.
AUUCACGAACACCGCGUGGCCGAGCUUCGUUUUGCAUCGUUUGUAUGUUUGCAUCGUUAGCGUUUCUGACACUGCAGUGUGCGCUGCGGUGUUGUGAUGUGAAGGCGGUGAAUCACCGAUUUUAUUAAUUCGGAGUCUGUACAGUAAAGAUCAUUUGAAUUUGGGCAAACAUGGAUCCAUUUAACCAGCUGUUAGCUGCCCUACCACCAGAUGAAUUUAAACUACUAUGUAGGAAUCAUGGAGUGAAUUCCUGGAUGAGUGCAGAUGAAGACAGUGAUAUCAAUGAGAGUAAAAUAACUGUUGAAAUUUUGGAAAGAAAUAAACCACCUCCAUAUAAGUUAUCUGAAGAUGUUGCUACCUGCAAGUUGAGACAGUAUAAUGCUAAACAAGAAGAAAUGUGUAAAGAACUAGCUUCUACAAAUGGUCAACAUUUCAAGAUGGCAGCAGUUAAACCAUUAAAAGAAAAAACUAAGAAGAGUAAAAAGCAAGAGGUAAAACAACCAAAACAAACAAAUACCAAACAAAUUAACUCAGCUAUAACACAGGAAUUUCCAUUGACACUUAUUAAUUUCCCAUUCUGUAAUAAGACUCAACCACAACAAAACCCUGUUUCAAAAAUUCCUCAUCAUCAUCUACAACAUAAUGGGAAUGGUUUAUUGCAGAAAGAGAAUUGCACUUCGCCACUGCAUCAGCAGUGGUCACCUGAACAUAUUGCAAAUAUCAAUAAGUUCCUAAAAACGCAACAAGUAAUUAACCCGAAGAAACCAAAGAUAUGUGUAACCAAAGAAAGUAGUACAGACGCAAAUAACAUAAUGCAUUCCAUUAAAAAUCUCAGAAUUACUGACAACGCAGCGUCAAAACUAACGGAGAGUGUGUUUAAAAAACCAAAGAAAACUAAGAAAAGAAAGCAUAUUGUUGAUAAUCCAGAAAUACUUGCCGGUGGUAACAGUUUUUCUCGUCUCGUACCGACUUCAAAUAGUGAUGCAUCCGAGAGUGAGAAGGAACCCGAUGAAGACACAACACCAGCUCGUGUCAUCGUACCAAAGAGCAAGAGGAAAAGGCUAAAUCGACAAAAGAAGAAGCAGCAGCUCAAGAAAUCAAAAGCAAACUCAGCAAGAAAACAGAUUGAUCUGCAAGAGACCGAAGAUCGAUUUAUGUUGCAAGGGGAACCAUACAUGAGGGAAAAUGUAGCUGAUGUGAUCAAUGCACCACCUUGCCUAGUCGAGCGCAGAUUUCGUAUUAUCCAUCCACGGCGAGGUAUACUGUGUUGGCCCAGAAUUGAAAUAUUUAAGGAUCAGUACACCGAAAUGCCUGACCAAGCACCAAGCAGGCAUCAUCAUGUGUUUGAGUGGAUGAUGAGGCAUUUGCAGCAAUUUGUCCACAUCGAUCCCUUGUUAACACGCAUUCAGGUUAACAUCUUUAAGUACAUUCCCGACUUUAAUGGAGCUCAUCAUUGAAGAUUUCAUUGACGCCCUUGACGAACUACAAAUGUGAUUGAAAUUAAUACCAUAUUUAAUGUUUUUAUAACUUACAUAUAUUUAUCUUAAUAUGUUCAUAAAAAAGUAAAUUUUUUAAUGGGAGAAA